Messenger RNA from Neohortaea acidophila, 816 nucleotides. Its product is annotated as fungal chitosanase of glycosyl hydrolase group 75-domain-containing protein. Lineage: Eukaryota; Fungi; Ascomycota; Dothideomycetes; Mycosphaerellales; Teratosphaeriaceae. The record is from RefSeq and is a predicted model, not a curated record. The transcript has 2 exons. Gene Ontology annotation, molecular function: chitosanase activity. Bases 1 to 816 code for a protein of 271 amino acids.
AUGCGAUACGCUUUGUUGGCCUUCCUUGCCUGUCUCCCGGGAACUGUCUGGGCCCGGGAUGUGCCCGCGAAUGUCAAGUCGUUCUACGAUCGAAUCACCGACGGCAAAUGCACGGGGGGUAAGAUUCUGAAAGACGGCUUCUACGAUGAGAUCCCCGGCUCCAAAAGUAUGUCCUUUCCAAGCUUUCUUCCUCCCGGCCAGGGCAUCCUCUCACAUCCAUCACUUCAAGCUUUUGCCUACUGCCAAGAUGACAAGACUGGAGUGCUCUACCUUCACGGCAAUGGAAACAAGUUCGCCAAUAUGGAUGUCGACUGCGACGGGCUGCAAACCGGCCCGGUUGACGGACGGUGCAAGUCAAGCACCGAUACGCAGUCCGAGACCGCGUUCAAGGAUACCGUCCAGCAGUACUCCAGAGCCGACGGGCAUUUCGUCAAAGACCUGAAUGCCAACUUCAUCCCUUAUGUCGUCUUUGGAAAUUACGGCAAGAAGAAAGGCUACACCACCUUUCACCCCACCGACUACAACGUGCAGCCGCUGAGUGUUAUGGCGGUGGUAUAUGGUAUUUGGGGAGACGAGAAUGGAGACGAUGGCAAGCCGUUGGUGGGCGAAGCAGCCAUUUCGCUGGCCACCCAGUGCUACGGGAAAAAGAUCAAUGGCAACAACGGGCACAGUCAGGCUGACGUGCUGUACAUUGCCUUUCCCGGCGGCGUCAACGAAACGGUCAACAAGAAGGCAGCGUGGUCUACUCAGAAUUACGAGACGUUUGAAAGUUCGAUUAUGGAUCUCGGGAAUCGACUCAUCGAAAAGUUGUCCUGA